AUGGAAAAGUUAGGAUUUCAUAAGGUAUCAAAUCAUCCGGGCCCUGGAAACCCGUUGAUCACCCACAAUCAACCAAUUGUGCCUGAAAGAAAGGCGCCAGUGAGACAUUUCCAGAAGCAGUUCAAGGUGGAUAACUGCCCUUCGAAUGCGGUAGCGUUGUCGAAUUGUAUCGGGGUUAAUCCAAGGGACUUUCAAGAGAUGGGAAACAGAGAACCGGUUAUAUUGGAUGGGAAUUUCGUGUAUUCGAUUUACAAGGAUGAGUCGGUGGCACCGGGAGUAGUUGGACUUGCAGGUAACAUGAGACUGUGGGGGAAGUGGUCUUUACAUCAACCGGUGGUGGUCGAGCCAUUCAACAUUUUCGAUGGGAACAAACAGAGCUAUUUAGGGAGUGUAGAUUUGGUGGUUGAUUUCAGAUCAAGGUCGAAGGCGCACUCGGCCCCUAUCAACCACGAUGAGUUGGUGCAACACUUUUUGAAGAUGUACGAGAACCAGAUCUUGCAACCAACGCAAUCGAUUGUCAUGGACUUCAAGGCGAAUAUUUUCCUCGUCACGGUGACAGGUAUCCAGGUUCUUGAUAUCAACAACUUGGGCGAUGUGCCAAACUUGCAGACAUUGAGCGACUUGAAUGCCAAAGGGAUUUUGAUCAAACAGACGCAGCUCAACAUGUACCCACAAGAGGGCUCAUCGAUCAAUAUUGCGGCCGCUAGUGGCUCGAGGCAGCUUAGAAAGCCUCAGGGUAAACCUAUCAUCAACCCUGACUUUAAGUUGGAACAAAUGGGUAUUGGUGGGUUAGACGAGGAGUUCUCGCAGAUUUUCAGAAGAGCUUUUGCCAGUAGAAUUAUUUCGCCUGAUUUGGUAGAAAAGUUAGCGUUGAGACAUGUUAAGGGGUUGUUGUUGUUCGGUCCUCCCGGUACAGGUAAGACAUUAAUUGCUAGACAGAUUGGUAAAAUGUUGAAUGUCAAGGAACCAAAGGUUGUGAAUGGGCCAGAAAUGUUGUCCAAGUAUGUUGGUGCAUCCGAAGAAAACAUCAGAAAGUUGUUUCUGGACGCUGAAACCGAAUACAAACAGAAGGGAGAAAACUCGCAAUUACAUAUCAUCAUCUUUGAUGAAUUGGACUCUGUUUUUAAGCAAAGAGGAUCUGCAAAGUCCGACGGUACUGGGGUUGGUGACAAUGUGGUUAAUCAGUUGUUAGCCAAGAUGGAUGGUGUUGACCAAUUGAACAACAUUUUGAUUAUCGGUAUGACCAACAGAUUGGAUUUGAUUGAUAAUGCGUUAUUAAGACCUGGUAGAUUUGAGAUCCAGAUCGAAAUCUCGUUACCGGAUGAGAAGGGCCGUAAGGACAUUCUUUUGAUUCACACCAAGAACAUGAAGCAAAACGACUUGUUAGAAAAAGACGUGGAUUUCGACGAGUUGGCUGCGUUAACCAAAAAUUUCACAGGUGCCGAAUUAGAAGGGUUGUGUAAUUCGGCAACGUCGUUCGCGAUCAAUAAAUACACCAAGAGUGACUCGAUGGCACAGGUAGAUGCCAAUAUUGCCAAGAUGAGAUUAACCAGAAACGAUUUCUUGUUGGCAUUGAAUGAAGUUAAACCGGCGUUUGGGGUUAAUGAAGAAGACUUGACCAAAAAUGCUCCACACGGAAUUAUCCAAUACUCUCCUAAGGUUAAGACUAUCUUUGACAAGGGCCAAUCGUUUAUUGAUGAAGUUAAGUCUUCAGAAACCGAGAGAUUGAUCAGUAUUUUGUUACAUGGACCUCCAGGGAGCGGUAAAACUGCAAUCGCUUCUACUUUAGCGCUAAACUCGGAUUUCCCAUUUAUUAAAAUGCUUUCAGCCGAAAGCUUGGUAGGAAUGUCCGAAGGUAUGAAGAUAACCACUAUCGACAAUAUUUUUAGAGAUAUCUACAAGUCUCCAUUGAACAUCUUGGUGAUUGACAAGAUCGAGAAUUUGAUCAACUAUGUCCCUAUUGGUCCUAGGUUCUCCAACGACAUCUUGCAGAUGUUGAUGGUGAACUUGAACAAGCAGCCACCCAACGGAAGAAGACUUUUGAUCAUUGGAACAACAUCGCAAUACUCGGUUUUGAAACACAUGAACUUGGUGGACUGUUUCACCAAAACCAUUGGUGUGGGUCAAGUCACCAGCACUGACGAAUUAAUGAUAAUUAUGACCAAAAUCGGUUUUAUGAAUGAACACGAUAGACAUUCCAUUGUAGACCAAUUAAACAACAUGGAGAAUCCCAUGGGCAUUGGUAUUAAGAAGCUUUUGCAAGUAUUGAUGAACUCGAAAUACUUGAAGGCUGAUGUCAAUGGUGUCGUGGAAAACAUCAUAGAAGCACAUUUAUCCUAG
This is a messenger RNA of Debaryomyces hansenii CBS767, 2340 nucleotides long. RefSeq names its product AAA family ATPase (gene SEC18). Gene Ontology annotation, cellular component: Golgi stack. Lineage: Eukaryota; Fungi; Ascomycota; Pichiomycetes; Serinales; Debaryomycetaceae. Bases 1 to 2340 code for a protein of 779 amino acids. The transcript has a single exon. The record is from RefSeq and is a predicted model, not a curated record. Gene Ontology annotation, molecular function: ATP hydrolysis activity; ATP binding. Gene Ontology annotation, biological process: intra-Golgi vesicle-mediated transport; SNARE complex disassembly; Golgi to plasma membrane protein transport.